Molecule: messenger RNA, 1455 nt
Organism: Iphiclides podalirius (scarce swallowtail)
Lineage: Eukaryota; Metazoa; Arthropoda; Insecta; Lepidoptera; Papilionidae
Source: the annotation of a GenBank genome assembly
AUGUCCUGUGAAAAGAAAAGACUGGAUAAUGCUACGGAUAUAGGCCCAGAGAACUCUGAGGCAACACAAGAAUUACUAGAACUGUUAUCAUUUUUUAAGGCAAACCGUAACACUUUAGAUGGAUAUUUGUUAUAUUUGGAAGGAGUUGUCCUUAAGAAAUUGGAUCUUCGAAGUCAAGCAGUAUCAGUGUUACAAACUGCGAUAGCUGCUGCUCCAACCCUUUGGGCUGCAUGGAUAGAACUUGCUGGUUUAGCAAAUGAAUAUGAGGCGUUAGACUCUUUACAGUUGCCUAAGCAUUGGAUGAUGUACUUCUUUGCUGCACAUGCAUUUGUGGAACUGAAACUAUCGGAGCAAGCUUUAGAAGCAUAUACUGUAUUAGCUAAUGCCGGAUUUGAUAAAAGUACUUAUGUUACAGCACAAAUGGCAAUUGCACAUCAUGAUAGAAGAGAUGUCGAUUCAUCAUUGACAUUAUUUGGUGAACUAUAUCAGAAUGAUCCAUAUCGACUAGACAACUGGGAUGUUUACUCUCAUUUAUUGUAUUUAAAAGAAAAACGCAUGGAAUUGGCAAAGCUAGCACAGAAAGCUGUUUCUAUCGAUAAGUAUAGAGUUGAAACAUGUUGUGUUAUUGGUAACUAUUACAGUCUUAGAAGUGAACACCAAAAAGCUGUUGUAUAUUUUCAAAGAGCACUUUCACUAGAUCCACAAUACUUAUCAGCUUGGAUAUUAAUGGGACAUGAAUUUAUUGAAUUGCAAAAUUCUAAUGCUGCCAUACAAUGUUACAGACAAGCCAUAGAUGUCAAUAGAAACGAUUACAGAGCAUGGAAUGGACUGGGCCAGGCAUAUGAGAUUUUGGGUUUAAAUGGUUACUGCAUUUAUUAUUAUUCGAGAGCAGCGCAACUCAAGCCAGAUGAUUCUAGAAUGUUAGUCUCCCUCGGCGAGGCAUAUGAGAAAAUGGAUAAGAUUCCAAAUGCACUUAAAUGUUAUUACAAGGCUCAUAGUACUGGUGACAUUGAGGGAAUGGCACUUUUUAAAUUAGCAAAGCUUUAUGAGAAAUCAAACAUGCCAAACAGUGCUGCUGCAGCAUAUACUGCUGCUUGUCAAGAUCUAGCCAAUGCUGGAAGCAAGGAACUUCCCGCUGCACAACGCUACUUGGCUCAAUACUACUUAAGAUUCAGCUUACUUGAUCAUGCAGCUCAUUAUGCCUACAAAUGCCUGGAACAUGAAAGUACGAAAGAAGCAGGAAAAAAUAUUCUCAAGGCAAUAUCUGAUAAAAGAUUAGCUGCCUCGUCUUCGCAGCCUGCUAACUUGUCUGAUGACUUACCAGAUGCUAUCAAAAAUAUAUCGAGCACUUCUAUAACACAAGACACUCCGAAAACACCCUUUCCGAGCCCAAAUGUAACACCAGACAACUUCUCAACACCAAUGUUCUCAAGGAAGAAUAACAAGUACAAAAUG